Molecule: messenger RNA, 1232 nt
Organism: Purpureocillium takamizusanense
Lineage: Eukaryota; Fungi; Ascomycota; Sordariomycetes; Hypocreales; Ophiocordycipitaceae
Exons: 1
Coding region: 204-1115 (303 amino acids)
Source: RefSeq, a predicted model, not a curated record
GCCAUCGUCAUCCACGCGUCUCGCAUGCAACAAAAGCUUGUAGUGUCGACGUAAUCUUCGCUUGCAUUUGUUUUGCUGCACACGAGAAGGUGUACUUCGUACUGGCGACCCGCUUCGACUACGAACCGCGAGCGAUGCACCGCUCCCCGUCGCCGACGCCCUGAAUACCUACACAUCCCUCCCGUCAUACACGGCCCAGAAGCAUGGCGUCCGACUACAAUACUCCCCCGGACUCCGCCCCCCUCGGCUUCAUGCAGCGCCUGAGCCCGACGGUCGCAUACCUAAACCCGGGCCACGUCCCUCAGUCCUCUUCAGACCCGGAAAUGAUCCUGAUGCUUUCCUGGAUGGGCGCGCGAGACGAACACAUCGCCAAGUACAUCGCGCAGUACCGUGCCCUGUUCCCGACAUCGCGCAUCCUUCUCAUUCGGUGUCCGCUGUCCCGAGUAUGGCUGCCGUGGAUCGCCCGCAGGGACAUGCGGCCCGCUCUACCAAUCCUGCGGUCGCUCGCGGAAAAUGGAAAGGACGCUGAGAAGGAGGGCGCCAGCCAAUGGCCACGAAUACUCGUCCAGGUCUUCUCAAACGGCGGCAUCAGCACCGCCGUCCAUCUCAAGCACAUGCUCACGGCGCGGCCGCGCGGUGGCCUCGAGACUCUGCCGCGAUAUGUGCUCGUGUUCGACUCCUGCCCGGGCUACUUUCGCUGGCGCAACACCCACCGUGCGCUUCUGCAGACCCUGCCGUGGUGGACUUCGCCGUUCGUGCACUGCGCCAUCGCAGUCGCCUGCAUCUACCAUGCGUUGCGUCGCCUGCCCGCCGCACAAAACCAGAAUGCAAGAGCCAUCCGUGCGCCACGGCUGGCUUCCCGCGAGUGUCGUCGCACGUAUCUGUACGGCACCGGCGACGACAUGGUCUACUAUCGGGACGUCGAGGACAAUGCACGCAAGGCCGAGGAGGCGGGUUUCGUCGUGAGGCUUGAGCGUUUCGAAGGGGCGAGGCACGUCGCCAUGGCGAGGGCUGAGCCGGAGCGCUACUGGCGCGCCCUGCGCGACGCGUGGGAUGGUGACCGCCACAGCAGCUUUGCCGAAGAAAAUCUGAUAGAGUUGGAUCCAGAGGCGUAAGGAGCAAUAAAUUAAUAGCUUCGGACCAAAAAAAAAGGGGACCCGUAUAAACAAGGACGCGCUGUCUGCAACACGGAUUCCUCCGGGCUGUAUAAUCAAGCAUAAGAGCGCGCGGUU